This is a messenger RNA of Bursaphelenchus xylophilus (pine wood nematode), 3949 nucleotides long. The record is from the annotation of a GenBank genome assembly. Lineage: Eukaryota; Metazoa; Nematoda; Chromadorea; Rhabditida; Aphelenchoididae.
AUGGUUAGCCGCCGAUUAUUUCAACAGCCAGACGACGUCAGAGACGCGUUGAAUGUUGAUUCUAGGAUGUUCGCCAACCGACGACCUCAGGGUAAAUUGAUAAAGUCCGGAUUCCGUACUUUAUCUUUGGGUCCCUUGCCGUCAAAUCGUAAUUUUUAAAUCCAUCGUUUCACCGUGUUCAGACUCAGAACACACUAGUCGAACACAGCGUUGAUACUUUGCGUAGCUUCUGAAACUUUCGCGUCCUGUUUUUGCCCGUAAAAGAUGACAGCACGAACCGACUUUUUUUGAUAAUUUUCGAUUAGGGCUAAAUUACUGGAAUUUGGUCCCAAUAUGACAAACGAUACAUCAAACGAAAGCCUGAAAUCUCAGCUACAAAAUGUUGUAAUAUUUCAAAAUUCCAUCAUCGCUUGCCUUUUUUAGAGGCUUUAAACUUUUCCCCUCUCACAAAGGGUCAUUAUUUGUUGGACAACCUAAUAUUUCGGUUUGCCGUGCGGCGGAGAAAAAUUUUCAACUGUUUUUGAGUUCUCUUUUUCCAGGCUGUGUGCUCGUCGCCUACCUUCGACUGCCUGAAUACGCGCAGAUUAAUUUAAUCGAUAAGUCGGAUAACGUAAACUUUCACAUAUCCAUUCGCUAUUUUGGGAUUGUUUUGAAUUCCCAGACUUUCGGCAAAUGGGGUGAUGAGGUUGAUAUCUGCUACGGACCAGCCACACGCGAUGAAUGCACAAACCACGGCGACAUCUCGGAAGUGAUCAUUGAGAGAGUGGAAGGCGGUUACAAUGUCAUCAUGAACGGAAAGCGAAGAAAUGAGGCCGUUUUCCCCGACAGAUUGAGGACGGACCCGAUCUCUGUGUUGGUGAAAAGUGAAACGGGCAAGAAUUUCGACGUCACUGGAAUAGUUGUUUUGUUACCUGAUCCACCCGAGUUGAAGAUGGAAUAAAAAAUAUUUUCUGAUGACGACGGAUUUUUUUCAUUUUUUUUUGAAUUAAAAAAUCGCCAAAUUUUUAUGGAAAUUGUUGAAUGGAUUUUGGUAAAAGUUCCUUAUUUUGGCCACAACUUCUGGUCGGAAUUAGCCCAAAUUUAGCGUGCACGCUCAAUUCAUCGUUGUCAAUGCCCGGACAGUGGAUUUAGUUAGUGAGGUACCUUCUUUUUUACGUACCAUCUUACCCUUCAAAAACGGCUGCAGCCUGUGAUUUUACACUUUUUACGAUGAAACAUGUCCGGAACAAAACUUAUUGCCUCCGUAUGGAACUAAAUGAGUCAUCACAGCCUUCGUGGGUACCCUUAAAACUAUAGAGCUAUUAUAGUAAUUCAGUGCCAGCCAGGUCGAAGCGUUUUUUCCUAACUUUAGUGCCCAAGCUUGGGCGCAGUUCGCGGAGUACCUUUGUUGUGGCCAAAAUAAGGAACUUUUUCCCGCUGGGUAAAACUUCCUUUUUCUGGCCCCACCGAAAAGAAGGUUUUGCAGCUCGCGCCCGAACAAUUCCGGUUGCAAGGAAUUUCAGGCUUUUUUCUAUUUUUAUUCGCAGUCUGCAGGGAAACCAGGGCGCAAACUGCGAAGCGCGGGGCCAGAAAAGGGAAAACUUUCUCGGAAAAACUGUUUUUGAGCUCUCUUUUUCCAGGCUGUGUGGUCGUCGCCUACCUUCGACUGCCUGAAUACGCGCAGAUUCAUUUAAUUGACAGGUCCGGUAACGUAAGCUUUCACAUAUCCAUUCGCUAUUCUGGGAUUCUUUUGAAUUCCCAGACUUUCGGUCGAUGGGGUGCUGCGGGUGUUAUCUGCUACGAAAAAGCCAUACUCGAUGAAUGCACAAACCACGGCGACAUCUCGGAAGUGAUCAUUGAGAGAGUGGAAGGUGGUUAUAAUGUCAUCAUGAACGGAAAGCGAAGAAAUGAGGCCGUUUUCCCCAACGGGGACGAAGGUUUUAUGGGGACGGAAGCAGACUCUGUUUUGGUGAGAAGUGAAACGGGCAAGAAUUUCGACGUCACUGGAAUAACUGUUUUGUGUCCUGAUCCACCCGAGUUGUAGAUGAAAUAAAAAAAUAUUUCGGGUUGACGACGGAUUAUUUUUUUUUUUUUGAAUUAAAAAAUCGCCAAAUUUUUUUGGAAAUAGUUGAAUACCUUACCGUAUGAGACAAUUGUGCGUUUUUGCGGGCGAAUGCUUGAAGUAAUACAAACACUUUUAUUUGGAAUACAGGAUGAGCCAAAAAGUAGUCAAAAUUCAAACUAGUUGUGUUCCGUGUCAAAGGUCAAAGUUUGAACUUAUAUAAUACAAAAAAUCGAUUUUUUGUAGCCAUGAAAAAUCGAAAUUUCCAAGAGUUCGUAUUUUUGAAGCAAAAUUUGCAUAGUUCAAAAUUCGUCAAAUUUUUCAACCACAAAUUCGAUUGGGAAAUUGGUCAUUUCCAACUCCUUUACAAUGCUGUUUGGUCGAGUUUUUGUUUUGGUCUUUACGGUGAGUUCACUUCAGAUAUUUCAGUUGAUUUAUGUUUCUUUUUCAGUAUGCCAUCGUUCAAAUUGAAUGUAAUAGUACGCAAUGGGCCAACGAGUACCAGUUGCCGUAUCAACUCAACUUUACGGACAACCGGCGCUUUGAGAUUGGUAAGGAAUCCUGUGUGUGUAGAGAGAUGAUAUAUCCGUCAACAUGUUUUUUGAAAAGAAAUCUUGCUUUUGUUGACCAUCUCAGGGACCUUCAAUAAAACUGUAUUAGGCAAGAAAGGGGGCCACACCUCAAACUGAGGAGUCCGGUGACCGGAAUAGACUCUUCGCUAUCGGUUUUUGACACUUUGUCUUGAUUUCGCAGUGAAGACAGAGAAAAGACGCGCAAAACGUACUCUCUCGCCUCAAAAGUUCCCCAUUUCUUCCCCGACAAAACGUUUUUUCACGUCUUUUUUUUGGCAAAUUGCCAAUCCGGACUGUCUUAGCUUAUCUGAGUUUGACGUGGGCCAUGCCGAUUUUAAAAAUCAAUUUGUUAAAAAUUGCGGGAGAUUAUUUGGAGAACGUUCCUUAUUUUGGCCACAACAAAGGUACUCCGCGAACUGCGCCCAAGCUUGGGCACUAAGGUUGGGAAAAAACGCUUCGACCUAGCUGGCACUGAAUUACUAUAAUAGCUUUAUAGUUUUAAGGGUACCUACGAAGGCUGUGACGACUCAUUUAGUUCGAUACGGAGGCAAUAAGUUCAGUUCCGGACAUGUUUCAUCGUAUAAAGUGUAAAAUCACAGGCUGCAGCCGUUUUUGAAGGGUAAAAUGGUACGUAAAAAAGAAGGUACCUCACUAACUGAAUCCACUGUAUGGGCAUUGACAACGAUGAAUUGAGCGUGCAGGCUAAAUUUGGGCUAAUUCCGACCAGUUUCCGCAAAGUUAUAAGUUGUGGCCAAAAUAAGGAACUUUUACCGAUUAUUUUACGAUUGAUUGGCAAAAUUAAAUCUUUGCUGCCUAACUCUAAUGACAACCGACGCAACCCAUAGUAUUGUUGACCCGAACUGUCACUGACCCGAAAUUUCGUGGGCUUUUUGCAUGUUUUUGGAGAAAUUGACCUUUUUGCUGACUAACCCUCCCUACCCUCUUUUUUCCAGGCUCCAUGAUCAUAAUCUACGUUCAACCGCAAGAGCACGGCGCGAUUGAUUUACGUGACGAGAACGAUGACAUAAACUUACGCAUAUCUAUUCGCUAUCGGGGGAUCUUGUUGAAUUCGAGGUUCCAGCGUGUUUGGAAUCAGAAUAUUUAUAUCUGCGGAGGAGACGAGUACUUCGAGUGCACAAACCACAACGACAUCUCGGAAGUGAUCAUUGCGAGAGUGGAAGGCGGUUACAAUGUCUUCAUGAAUGGGAAACGAAGGAAUCCGAACGUUUAUCCAAGCAAAGAUGGGACGGAAGCGACCUCUCUGUGGGUGCUGAGUGAAGUGGGCAGUAAUUUUGAGGUCACCGGAAUAACUGCUCUACUACCUGAUCCACCUUAG